AUGGCCCCAACAGCAGGAUAUCGUACUGGCAUCCACAAUCAUCUUUUGAUUUACAUUACAAGCACCACUUCAUUCAACGCUGACCCUGUGGCAACUGCACAAUCGAUCAUCAAACAAAAACAGUACGGAAUAAUCACUGUCGGUGUCGGUAAGGAUAUCGAUCACAAUAAGUUGAACGCCGUUUCUGGAGGAACUCCAUGCACUUUUCUUGCGAAGACUGCUGCAGAACUGAAUGACGUCAUCAAACCAAUCCAACGUCAUAUAAUGUUCGCAGAGUCAGUAGGUUACAAUUCAAUCAGAACUAAUUACGUGUUUUCAGUGCAAAUAACGGAAAUUACUGCCACAAGAGAUGAUGUGAGGAUUUUCGGAAACAAUAAACUAUUUCAUUUCAAACCUUUUCAAAUCACGCAUUUCUGA
Caenorhabditis briggsae is the source of this 417-nucleotide messenger RNA. The transcript has 2 exons. NCBI's taxonomy places the organism in Eukaryota, Metazoa, Nematoda, Chromadorea, Rhabditida, Rhabditidae. The coding region runs from base 1 to 417 and encodes 138 amino acids. The record is from RefSeq and is a predicted model, not a curated record.